Ilex paraguariensis (yerba mate) is the source of this 1661-nucleotide messenger RNA. NCBI's taxonomy places the organism in Eukaryota, Viridiplantae, Streptophyta, Magnoliopsida, Aquifoliales, Aquifoliaceae. The record is from the annotation of a GenBank genome assembly.
AUGAACACUAUGGAAACUCUUGCUAAGGUAAAUUACCGUCACCAACCUCUUAUUCCCUUACUCUAUCCUCACAGUCCAUCUUUUUGUACACCCAUUUCUUCUCUCUCCUUCAGAAACCGCUCUCCUAGGCUAUCAUCACCACCUCUCAAAUCUUCAUCCUCAACUUCAAGCAUUCCAAUCAAAUCCUCAUCGUCAACAUCAUCUAACUCUCGUCUUCCAAACCCCCAAACCCCCAAAACCCAACUACUUGAAACCCUAAACCCUUUCCUAUUCUCUCUCCUCAAAACCACCUUCAUUGCCGUCGUCACCGCCACUGCUCUCUUCUUCGCCAAAUUCAACCUCAAACCCGCCAUUGCAGCCCCGAUUUCACUCCCACCCACCGUUGAAAGCACCCAAAGCGAAACCGUUUCGGAGGAAGAAAAUGAGAAAGAUAGAGAGAAAUCCCUUCGAGAGCAUUUGCAGUCUCACCCAAAUGAUGUUGAAGCUCUUCGAAGCCUGAUGGAGAUUCAAAUAAAAAAUCAGAAAGUCCACGAAGCCAUAAGCAUUAUUGAAAGGUUGAUUGAACUUGAGCCCAGUGACAUUGAAUGGCCAUUGUUGAGAGCCCACAUGCAUUGCUAUGGUGGAGAGACUGAGUUGGCCAAAAGUAGGUUCAAUGAAAUAAUCGAUAAAGACCCUUUUCGUGUCGAGGCUUAUCACGGGUUGGUAUUAGCAGCUUCUCAGGAGGAUUCGAAUAAUGAAAUGAAGGAAAUUGAGAAUAGGAUUGAGGAGGGAAUGAAGAUGUGUAAGAAAGAGAACAAGAAGGAUGAUUUGAAGGAUUUUAAGCUUUUACUUGCGCAAAUUCGGGUCAUUGAAGGGGAUUAUAAGUAUGCUUUGAGGAUUUAUCAAGAGCUUGUGCAGGAGGACCCGAGGGAUUUCCGACCGUAUCUGUGUCAGGGGAUAAUAUAUACUUUGUUGAAGAAGAAAGAUGAGGCUGAGAAGAAUUUUGACAAGUAUAGGAGGCUAGUUCCAAAGGGGCACCCCUAUGCGCGGUAUUUUGAUGAUAAUAUGAUUGCAACGAAGCUUUUUGCUCAAAAGGUGGAAAAUGAGAGGGCAAAUUCAAAGAGCUAAGGAAUUGGCGAUUGGUUUAGGGCUCUUUUGAGGUGUAGUGAUGGCGGCUAUUCACUUUUAGCAAGUAAAGCAGGUACUUAGUAAUUUGCCGAUGGGCUGUUGAUUAAAGUACCACCCCUACCAUGAAGUACUGUUUGUUGCAACUCAUGCAAGUUUUGGGGGAAGAGAGAGGAAGUUCUCGACUCCAUGGUGAUCAUGGUUGGGAGCUUGACUUUGAUGGCACCGCCCUAUUGAAAAGAAGAUGAUACAUCAUCAUUUAGGAAAUAUGUAGGCUGUGUGUGUCCCUUUGGAAGAUGGCAUAAUCCGGAAUUCUGGUCUUUUGGUAUUGAUUUUCUUUCAUAGAUUCCUUUUAUCUUUGUCAUUAUAUUGAUUGGACAUGCCUCCUUUUUUCUUCCACAGUCUUGUAAAAUGUUCUUACCAAAAAUGGACUAUAAGCCUUUCCCAUGCUGAGAUAUUAUUCAAAUUGAUAUCGAGGGUAUUCAUGUCUAGUCCAUAUAGGUCUCGCCAUUAUUAUGGACAUGUUUGGAUGAUUUGGGGUAGGGAGAUUGGAUUGG